Molecule: messenger RNA, 1131 nt
Organism: Xiphophorus hellerii (green swordtail)
Lineage: Eukaryota; Metazoa; Chordata; Actinopteri; Cyprinodontiformes; Poeciliidae
Gene: tesmin
Product: testis expressed metallothionein like protein
Exons: 8
Coding region: 1-819 (272 amino acids)
Biological process (GO): regulation of DNA-templated transcription
Cellular component (GO): nucleus
Source: RefSeq, a predicted model, not a curated record
AUGGAAAAUCUGCAGUUUCAGCAGCAACCUACUGAAGUUGCAUCUCACAUCACUCAGACUGUGAUGUAUGACGUCGUUGGAGGUGGACAAGUAGUGCUAGUUACUCCCCCCGAGGCAGGACCCACAUAUCUGUCCCUGGAUUCUGCAGAAACACAUCAACACAAUAAAAUGGUCCCAGGUGAAGUUGCCAAUGUGCUGGAGACUACCAAACAGCAUCCUGAAAACCAUCAGACAGCUUGUUCUCUGUAUGAGUGCAGAGUUCAGACAACCAGCAUCCAGCCUCAGGCCUCUCUGCAGAGCUACUGUGAGUGUUUCGCCAAUGGAGUGAUGUGCAGCAACUGUGACUGCUCUAACUGCCACAACAAUGAAGAGCAUGAAAUGAAGCGUCGUGAAGCAAUCAAGCUACGUAACCCCAAUGCCUUCAAGUCUAAGCUUGUUGAUUGGAAGACAGGAAAGGCCAAAAGUUGGAACAACAAAGGCUGUAACUGUAAACGUUCAGGAUGCCUGAAGAACUACUGUGAAUGCUAUGAGGCUAACAUCCAGUGUACUUCCAGCUGCAAAUGUAUUGGCUGUUUGAACCAUACAAACAACUCUCAAGUGGGUGCCAAGGGGGAAGAGGGGAAAGUGAGGAACAGAUGUUCUCAGUCAGUGUUGACCGCUGAAUGGGUGGAGACUGUAUGCGGAUGUUUGCUGACUAAGGCAAGUGAGGCUGAGAAGGAGAACAAGUCACACACCAUGGCUCAGCAUUUGGUCCUGGCAGAGUUCGGACAUCAUCUCUCAGAAAUUGUCAAAGCCAUGUUCGACUACUGUCCACAGUAACACUUUCCCUAUGAAGGACCAGAAAAUCUCUGGAGCCCUGUGGUGAACUGAAAAGCUGGGCAGCAUCUGCUUUAGCUACACAAUUAGCAUGUUUGAAUGUUCUACAGGCUGUUCGUUGUUUUAAAAUGUUUCCUGACAUUUUGUGAAACUUUGAUGAAUUCUUUAGUUUGUUAUAUAACCCAAUAUAAAGUUUCCUUCUCAUUUAUUUUUAAUUUGUUGUAGUUGUAUUUAUAACAAAAACAAUAUGUUAGAUAUAUGGUCCUAUUUAAUGGAUCAGCACUUAGCAUUCAUCAGCAUAACACAAUAAACCAA